AUGACCGAUAUCGACACUCCUGCGUCGCCUUUGACGCCCAACUCCAAGGCACACCUCGAGGUGAUUGCAUACAACCAGUACCUCCAGGCCAAAGAGCAGAUCCAGCAGCUGGAACACGAGCUGACGGAGUUUCAGGAGUCAUCCAAGGAGCUGGAACUCGAACUGGAGCAGGAACUGGCUGAAAGUGAUAAGCGACAGGCCAAACUAGAGGACAGAAUUAGCGCACUUGAAUCCGAGGUUACGGAAUGGAGAAAGAAGGCUCUGGACGCCCAUAAGGAGGCAGCCUCUACACAACAGGCUCUACAAAGAGAAGUGAGCAGUCUACGGGACGCCCACAAGCUGGUGAAGGAACGGCUGAGAGAAACGGAGAACGCCAACGACGACAUUGAACAACGGGAACGAAUCACAUGCUCCACCCUGGAAGAUAUUCAGACUCGCUACAAUGAAGCAUUGGAGAACGUGGCAAUCCUGGAAGCUGAACUAGCAGCCAAGGAUGUGCUGAUUGGAGAGCACCACCGGGCCAAGGAAGAGAUAAAGGAUCUGACAGAGGAGCUGGAACACACCAGAAAGAAACUGGCGAUCCGGGAUCAAGAGCUGGAGGAUGCCAACAAGCGAAUCAUGAACCCUCCUCCAGCGACAAACCACAACGCCACCACGCACCGACGGGCUGUUUCUGGAACCGCCCAGGUCUCGGCAGAGGGUUACCUUACCCCCCUUACUUCUACAGGGGCCAAACCGCUGUCAUCAUCAAGAUCUAUGCAGUUCAUUCAUGGUCUUCAGUCUCAGAUGCGGUCUCUGGAGUCACGUGUUGCACAUGUCAAAUCGUCCUUGCCUAAACCGACCACUCCAAAGCGUGCCAAAUCUUCAGCUUCUGCUGUAUCGGGAGCUUCUACUAUCAAGAGUUCACCCAGUAUGGCUCUUCUGACGCGUAAACUGAGUGAAGCAGACGAUGUGGUCAGUUUGUCACCUUCCAGAUCAACUUCUUCUCUUGAAGAUCUGUGCACUCCUUCUCCCAGCCCACAGGUUGCAAGAAGAGAUAUGAGUGGAGGAGGAAGUCGAUUGGAUCUAAGAGCAGAUCCUAGACUCAAUGGUCGACCCAAAACGCAACAACCUAGACCUAGCUACAAUUCUGCACUGGCUACAGCCAAACCUUUAGAUCCGAUCGAAGGAUCUCCCACAUCUCUAGAAGGUCGAAACCGAACCAGAUCGGCUUCCCCCACCAAGAAGCUCUCUUCAUUAUCCCUUAAUGCCCCCUCACUCCCCCAGUCCCAAGCGCGAGUCAACAUUCCUGCACUCAUGAGACCAGCAAGUCCCAUCAAACAACCCAGCCCUCCUAAACCGGCCCCCGGAUCCAAGUUCGCGGACGUCUACGGUCGGAGACGAUAG
Messenger RNA from Yarrowia lipolytica CLIB122, 1386 nucleotides. RefSeq lists its product as uncharacterized. Lineage: Eukaryota; Fungi; Ascomycota; Dipodascomycetes; Dipodascales. Gene Ontology annotation, biological process: chromosome segregation; microtubule nucleation; cell migration. The record is from RefSeq and is a predicted model, not a curated record. Gene Ontology annotation, molecular function: microtubule binding. Gene Ontology annotation, cellular component: kinesin complex; centrosome; kinetochore.